Molecule: messenger RNA, 1341 nt
Organism: Carassius carassius (crucian carp)
Lineage: Eukaryota; Metazoa; Chordata; Actinopteri; Cypriniformes; Cyprinidae
Product: protein FAM43A-like
Exons: 1
Coding region: 211-1254 (347 amino acids)
Source: RefSeq, a predicted model, not a curated record
CUACGUACUGUACAGAGUGUUAUUUAGCGGUGCACUGAAUGUUGCGUCAGAUGCGAUACUCCUCCGCUCACGUCUAUGAAGUAUUCUGCAACUUUGAAAAUGUCUUAAAGCAAGCUGACAGAUGACUAAAGCCUGUCUCAAGGUAGAAUUUAGGCGUAAUAUAAUUACUAGAGUACACUCAGCAUCUUCAUUUUCCUCAACUCGACCAUUAUGUUGUCCUGGAAGAAGAGCAAGUUCGAGCUGAUUGAGGAAGACAAGCAGCAGUCCAAGCAGAAGGGCUAUGCCGUGAGCCUCAACUACUCCGCGCUCACCUCCUUCGCCAAAUCCUGCCCAGAAAACGCACUCAACAGAGUCGGGAGCAUGUUCAAAUCCAAGAGGAAAAAGGUGAAAAUCACCAGCGAGGACCCUACGUAUACGGUCUUAUACCUGGGGAACGCCACCACCAUCCAGUCCAAGGGGGACGGAUGCACGGACGUGGCCGUUAGUAAGAUCUGGGGCAAGAGCGAGAUGGGCAAGAACGGGACCAAGAUGAAGUUGACCAUUAGCUCGCAGGGCAUCCGCAUGGUCCACGUCGACGAGAAGGCGAAGAGACCAGGACAUCUGUAUUUAUUGCACAGGAUCACCUACUGUGUCGCAGACCCGCGGCUCCCCAAGAUCUUCGCCUGGAUCUACCGGCACGAGAUGAAGCACAAGGCGGUGAUGCUGCGCUGUCACGCCGUGCUGGUGUCCAAACCGGAGAAGGCGAAGGCCAUGGCGCUGCUCCUCUACCAGACCUCCGCGACAGCACUGGCCGAGUUUAAAAGACUCAAAAGAAGGGACGAUGCCAGGCACCAGCAACAGCAGUUGGUCGGGGAGCAAACGAUUCCCCUGGUGCCCUUGAGGAAGCUGCUAAACGGACAGUGUUACUACAAACCCCCGGUGGAGCGCAGCAGGAGCGCACCCAAGCUAGGCGCCAUCACGGAGGACCUGAUCGGGGAGGAGGAGGAGGAGAAAGCCAUGCACUUUGAGUGCGAGGAUAUUCUGGACAACGACAGCGACUGUGUGGCCGACGGCAAACAAGAACUGUGCCAGAUUAUCAAUGACUUGGGCUCGAUGAGUAUAGGGAACGACGUGCAGACGCUAAAAGCCGAUUUGAGGGUGACUCGCCUGCUGUCCGGAGAAAGCACGGGCAGCGAGUCCUCCAUAGAUGGCAACCAAGAGACUAUUUCUCUUCCCAAUGGCAUUGUGGAUGGGAAAAUACAAGAAGUCAGCUGAUCGUCCUCGAAGAUCUAAAGACAAUCUAGUGAGCAAUGACAUGCGAUGCUUCAUGGUAAAGAUGAUGAUGAAGAGCGUUUGGGUGCU